AUGAAUUAGAGAUUAAUGUUUGAGCAGCUAUCCUGCACAUCAUCACCCUUAAGCAUCAAUUAAAAUAAUCAUGAUAGGAGACAAAGGUUCCUUAAACAAUAUAAAAACCAAGAAAUAUAGAGAUAGAGCGUAAAAUCACUAAUAUAAACCAGUGAUAUAUAAGUAUCUCCAAGAGUGGGUGAAGCUAAUUUGAAUCUUAAAAAAAUUCAAUAACUUAUAAAAGUUGAUUAACUGAAUGAAGCAAACAUAAUGAUCGAAGAGUUAAUGAAUAACGAUAAGAAUUAAUUAUCUAAGAGCAUACUAUCUUAGAUAUAUUAUCACAAGGGAGUCAUUUCUCAAAAACAAGAUCUAUAUGAUAUUGCGGCUGUUUAUUUUCAGUAGUCCAUAGAUUUUGACACGACUAAUAUAAAAUCAGCAUACAGUCUGGCAUCCUGUGAAAACCUUAGAGGUAACUUUGCCAAGGCACUAGAUGACUACACCUAUGCAUUAGAUGCUGAAUAGUUUUCUCAAAGCAGAAGACACAUGAAUCAUGUUGGUUCAUUGAGUAGAUUAAGGCUAUCAAAUGAGCUUCUUUAAUCUUUUCCAGAUAAACAAGUUUUUGAUAAAAUUUAAGCAACUAGUCCCUCACCAAACGAUGAGCUAUUAAAUUCUGAUAAGAUUAAAGUCCAGCUUCAUAGAAUAAGUAGUGGCAAAGAUAUUGUGAAAGAUUACAGAAAAUUCUUCGCAAAUAUGAAUGUUGAUCGAGAUCAUCGUGAAAGUGUUUAAUCCCCGAUAUCUUUUAACGGUGAUGGCUAUAAUUUCUAGGAGUAUAUUAAUUAGAUUGGGAACUUUGAUGAAGAAGAAAAAAGAUUUAUAGAUAAAUAAAAGUCAAAAGAGCUAUAAGAAAAAGUCUUUGAGGAUUUAACUUAGAUGAUUAUAAGAAAAAAGUCACCCCCAAAUAGAAGAGGCAGCAAGGACAGCCAAGAAGAUGCUUAAAGCAAUUAGGAAUAUAAUCAAACGAAUAUGAUUAAAAGAAUGUAUUUAAAUCCAAAGAAACAAUAAACGACCUAAGUAACAACUUAUCUAAAGAAAUAGCAAAAGAAUUAUAGAUAUCAAAAGGAAAAUUAUGCUUAAGAUCAUUUCAAAAAAGAAGGAGAAGGAUAGAUAUCUUCUGGAGAAGUUUCAAGUAUUACUCCAUAGAGCAAUAGUAAUAACACUAGCAGAAUAUCCUAGACUAACACCUAAAACGCUACUUAGUAAUUCAAUAAUUCUAUAAGAAAUCUCUCCUCAAUGAGCAUAUUAAAGUAAAUUAACAAAGUGCAAAAAUCUUAACCCUUAAAUUCAAGUUCACUUAGCAAGUCUUCAAGUUAGAAUACUAUUAGCUCAUUUUCAAUGACAAAAAAAUCAAUUCCUUCACCUAAAAAUAUUAAGAAAUACACAAAUGCACUUCUAAGUAAAAAUAACAUACUUAAGGAGAAAGUUUAAAGUAAUAAACUGUUUAGUACAAAGAAUAUAGUUUAGCAGCAAAAGAAAAAUGCUAUUUAAGUGAUAUAGGUUAACUUUGAGGAUCAAUCUUUCAGGACAACUUCAAAUCAAAGAACCAAUCAAAGAAUAUUUAGUCCACUUGGUACCUUUAAUAAAGAGAAUAACAAGAAAACUACUGUUGAACCAAUAAUGAAAACAAUUCAGGUAAUUUCUCCUAAUAAGUAUCAGGCAUUCUUCCUAAGAGGACUUGUUUAUUUUAAGCAGAGAAACAUUUAAUAGGCAAUGAUGGAUUUUCAAUAAUCACAAAACUUGAACAACUAAAAUGCUUAAGCUUUUUUAUAUCUCAUUGAAACUAGCUAGGCAGAUACUCGAAACUUUAAAUAUUACGUUCUCUAGGCAUAAUUCUACUCAAGUUCCGAACAGAGCAAUAAAUAUUUCGCUAUAGAAAAGGCAAGAAUUUGUAUAGAAGAAUCUUUGGAGUUGAGAUCAAGUCAUGAUAAGACCCUUCUGCUUAGAGCAUUUAUCUACAAAAGACUAGAUAUGUUUGAGCAAGCAAUAGAAGAUUUGAAAUCUAUAAAAAGUGAGAAGAUUAUAAUAAAUAGGAAUCUUAACUUUGAGAUCGCUCUAUGCUAUAUCAGUAUCGAUGACUAUCAAAAUGCAGUGUAGUAUCUUCAAAGACAGGUCCAGUUCUUUAUAGAUAAUCCCUAGCUAUUAGGUGAGCAAAGCAAUAGGAAUUUAGUUGUUAAAAUUGUUCAGAAGAUUCAGCAAAUAGCAGUCAAUAAUGACUUAGCCAAGUUUGAUUUGAAUCAAUACAUUUAGGAUAUCAUUGAUCUCCCUUAGUUCUAAACUCUCACAGAUCUUAGACUUAAAUUGCAAAUGCUCAUGCUAAUUCCCAAUUAAUAGUAGUAAAAUUGA
Molecule: messenger RNA, 2379 nt
Organism: Stylonychia lemnae
Lineage: Eukaryota; Ciliophora; Spirotrichea; Sporadotrichida; Oxytrichidae
Source: the annotation of a GenBank genome assembly